Messenger RNA from Lotus japonicus, 647 nucleotides. RefSeq lists its product as uncharacterized. The transcript has 2 exons. Bases 68 to 394 code for a protein of 108 amino acids. The record is from RefSeq and is a predicted model, not a curated record. NCBI's taxonomy places the organism in Eukaryota, Viridiplantae, Streptophyta, Magnoliopsida, Fabales, Fabaceae.
UUGAGAAGGAGGAAAUUCAAAAAAACCAAACACAUAUAUUGAUACUGAGAGUGAGGCAUACCAAAAAAUGGCGAGCAAUAAAUUGGUUGCAAUGUUGUUGAUGGUGUGCCUCAUAGUGGCUGCUGGAGCUGUUGAGACGAAUGACAAGAAGGAUGAUAGUAACGAGAUAACACCACAGGCUACAUCAGAACAAUGCUUCCGUUAUUGCUACAAGGCAUGUGCCUUGCCCGCUGGCUUCUGCAAUUGGAUGUGUGGUCUGCGCUGCAAAAACCCAAUCUUCUUCGGCCCAGGCAAACCAGGCCAGUCCAGUAGUCUAAUUGUAAGCCAGUCUCCAGUCCAGUCUCCAAUGCCAAGCAUGUCAAUGGCGGAAGAGCACAACAAGAAGUUGCAUUAAUUCACUAUGACCUGCAAGAAAUGAAAUUGAAGGAUAUGAGGCGAAGAAGCAUGAUUUGCAGAAUGAGCUUAAGCAGAAUGCAAGGCUUUCUCAUGAACUAGGACAUAACUUUGUAUCAAUAUAUCAUAUAUAUCUUGUUUUCCUCCUUCUCCUCGCUUCUGAUUUGUUAAUUACCAUGAUGAUUAAUGAAUUAUUUUAUUUAUUACUAAAAUCAUAAUACCAUUAAUGAAUCAUUUUCCCUUGUUGUUGUGUA